AAGCGAGAAGGAUAGUUCCGCGUCGGCGGUUCGCGGCGGAGUGCGGCGGAGCUCGCGGAGUGAUACGCUUCGGCCCGGGAGCAGGGACUACUUGCGUGCGCGCGCAGGGCCGCGCAGGCGCCGGGCUGCGUGGGCUCAGUCUGCGCAUCGCGGCCGAGCAGGGUAGUUGAGCGCCGCCGAGAGGUUGGAUCCGAGCGAGUCAGUCAGAUCGCAGAGGCCCGAGGAGGCGAGCGUUCCGUCAUGGGCGAUCGCGAGAGAGAUACGGCGUUGUGUCGUCGCGCGUCCUCCUUGUCGGGCAGCCAAUCGACGCCCGAGGACGCUCGCUGACCGAUCCGACACCAGUGGAGCGGCGAGUCGCGUUGCGUACGAAUGGUGCCGCGCGUUCCGUAACCCAGUCGGAGCUCGGUCGCGCAGGCGGGAUCGAUUAACGGCAGAGACCAGGAACGAACCGACAGUGGGUAAUUCUGGAGUCCCCGAGGUGCAUACCAUCUCGUAUCGUCAAGCCUCGUCCGAAGUUCGACAUAACCUCCCUGAGGCCGGGAAGUCCCGGAAUCCCGGAAUUGCCGGCGAGCUCCGAGGAGCGCCGGAGCUGCGCGCGCAGGCGUGGCUCGCUUCCCGGAGUGGAACCACGUGAGGCUCGGUGCGGGUGGAGCUGCGCGCGCACCCGCCGUGUUUUGCCGUCUGCCCGGUCGAGCGGGGCGCGAUUCGACUCGCCGCCUUCGAGCGGGCCGUUUCACCGACAUUGGAAAGGCGGCCUCGACUCGUAAACAACGUGGAGAUCUUUUCCACGUCCAGGAAUCCGAGGCCCACGUGACUAGCCAUUGGCAAGGUGCUGGAAAAGCCGCGGUCGGUGCGAUAUUUCGAGGAUACUCGAUUCGAAUUAACGAUCGAUCCCUUCUCAAAUCUUGGAAAGGUCGCCGGACGGCCAAUCGUCGCUUCCACGUUUGAAUUCGGCGCGCGAGUUGCGCGCGCAUCUUGCGGCGAGGCGUCAACGGCGCGACCGGCCGAGCGGAAGAAAAGGGAAGAACCGGAGGAAGAGGAGCCGGAUGAUCAAUCGAAAGGCGCGUCGCAAGGUCUUAGGCGAGUAUCGAGGGUGCUAGUUAUCGAUACAUCCGUCCGCCGUGCCCGCUCACCCGAGGAGCGGGUCGAGCCGCCGAAGGGCGGCGCGCGCACUUUCCGUUGGAGCCACGUGAGCGCCGACGCGCCUAGGCGGGCGAAAGCGGCGUUCCGUUUCAUUAGUGCUCCGCCGGCAGUCGGGGCGGGACGUCGAGCGUGCGUCGUGGGAUCCUGUCGAGGUUAGGCGUCCAGUGCUCGUCUCAAGGUACUCCCUCUAAUUAUUCGACCUCCCAUCCGCGACUCGACCAAAGAGGUCGAAAAUUCGGCACGCAUAACCUGGACUGCGUCAUCUGCGAGGGAGGAUAGUGCAGCAACGCGGGAAACCGAUAAACAAGGGGACGCCAGGAGAGGUUAAUUUCUUGAGAUUUUACGAACGGUAUCCCGAUAUCCUCCGGUGGAGGGAAGUCGACGCUCCCGGAGGACUAUCGGACGGCUCGAUCGGGGCCCGGUGUUUACGGAAGCGCGACGGGGAGGUGCCGGCCAAGCCCUGGACCGGAGCUCGCCGUUCCCCGGGACCGACUCGGAGGGGCCGUGCCCCAAGGUCGCGGCCUCCGCGGCCAAGGCCGCCCCUGGGUCGGCGAUGUCCAGGGCGAGCUGAGGGCGUCGCGGCGCCAUGUCCGCCGCCACCGCGACCAGUGCUCGGGGCACCGGCGCCGAGUGCAGGAAGUUCGCCCCCAACAUAUUCAACAAGAGCAAGUGCAGCAGCUGCUUCAAGCAGAAGGAGGAGCACAGCGCCGAGGCGUUGGAGUCCAACAGGGCCACAAGGAAGAUCUCGAAAUGCGGCUACCUCUUCGUCGCUCCAGGAUGGGACUUCUCGAACCCCCUCAACAGGACCAAGAGGUGGCAGCGGCGCUGGUUCGUCCUGUACGACGACGGGGAGCUGACGUACUCCGUGGACGAACACCCGGAAACGGUGCCGCAGGCCAGGAUAGACAUGACGAGGGUGCUGGAGGUCGCAGCCGCGGAAGACGUCACUGGACAUCCUUACAGUCUUGCUGUAACCUCUCCCGAGGGGGUGACUUUCGUUAAAGGCACCUGCAGGGAAGAAACACGAUGGUGGGCCGACGUCCUUCAGGUCUACUCCCGCAACAAGGGUCGCCACAAGAGGAACGCCACCUUUCCUGGAGGACAGACCACGAUCCUACAAGUCACGCCUACCAUUCGAAGCAACACACCGAACCCACCUCGACCUCGCUUCAACAGUUGCCGAUCAGAGCCCCGAAGUACAAGUACAUCCUGGAUCACGGAAUCGAGUGCCCCGGACCUAUGUUCUCCAAAUUUCCCGGCAACGAGCACGCCAACGACAUUGUCUUCCACCUCGACGACGAACACCCUCCUCUCGACGAGUCUGAACGGCACGAUGGGUCUCGUGUGCACCGCAGAAAAUGGUACCCUGAAGAACGGGCUCUCGGGGACCAGGAGUACACCUUUGGAGAACGGCACCCAUGGGUUCUCCAGUCCUCCUACGGUGUCGAAUUCGACGAUUUCUGGGGUGUCCCCGAGUUCGGGGAUUUCCACGUCGCCGACGGUGGGGUCCGAAAAGCCCCCCAUGGUGCCCAACGAAAGCAGGACCUAUAGGGACCAACCUGCGAGCAGUGCUUCCCCACCUACGAGGGACAAGCUGAGGGCCGAGGACAAGGCCAGAAGAAGGAUGGGCCAGCAGCAGGGGGAACGUAAUACCACCGUGACAACGGUCGGUUCUAACGAGAAACUCGACGAUGACGCCUGUCGAAGGAUCCUCCUGGAGCAUGAGAGGGAACGAGAGGGGAAGCUGAGGGACAUCGCAGCAUCCUUGACGCAGCCCAGGAUGCGAAGGAACAAGCCCAGGACCUCCGAGCCCACGAGGGACGUAGUGGAUGCCGUGAACGCAGCUCACCAGGAUAAACUGAUCAGAGGCGAUCCCGAUGGCUGCGGCCUGGACAUUUCCGGUACCAGAUACUCUCCGACCUCGGAAUUACGAGUCGAUCUCCCCGCCGAGGACCUGUUGAACAUCAAGAAGGGAUGGCUGAUGAAGCAAGGACUCAACAAGGAGUGGAACAAGCACUGGUUCGUUCUUCGAGGAUGUGGUCUGAUGUACUACCGAGACCCCGGUGCCGAGGACAAGGGCAUUAUGGAUGGUGUAAUCGAUCUGAACACCGUGACCGCGGUUACCCCCAUCCAGGUGGCCAGGAACUAUGGAUUUCAGACCGUGACAUGGGACGACCGAGGAACAACGGUCCUCUCAGCUGUGACAGCUGGGAUCAGGUCCAGCUGGAUGUCGGCCAUCAGAAGAGCGGCCAACCUGCCGGACCCUGAAAACGGGAGCAACGUGGAUCUCCAUGGGGUCUGCCAGGAAAGUCAACAGGAAAUGAGUUCACAGUUGCCAGCCACGUCGGUCACUGAAAGGGAGCGAGAUUCGGUGGUCCCCUCGACUCCAUUGACCCCCAGGUCGGUUCUGUUCUCUUCCGACGAGGAGUAUAGAACCGCUUCGGAAGGAGGUCGGAGAGAGUCCGGAGACUGGUCGGAGAUGCCCGUCUCGCCUCCAUUGACCAGGAACGGGGAUUGGUCUCCGGCCCUGAAGGGGUCCAACUGGUCCGAUGGGGGAAACCACGAGUGGUCCGAGCUUCCUCCGUCUCCCCCUCUGACGAGGACUGCCCUGUCGAGGGUGAAGGCUAGGUCUAGGUCCAGCUCCAGGUCCAGGGUGUACAAGAGGAGCCGCAGUUCGCCCCCUAGCUCUCGAAGGAGCACCUUGGAUAGCGUCCGCUCGGAAGACCUGAUGAUGGCUUGCUGCGAACUAGGCGAGGACGAGGAGCAAACCGAGAACGGCCAUUUACCAGGGAACAAUUGCCUGCCAAACAGCUCGGAUAACCCCCUGAUAGUGGAGCUCCUGGAGAGCCAGGUGACGAUGCUGCGAGACCAGUUGGACCAGAACCAGUCACACCCGAGCGCCUUGCUAGUCAUUAUAGAGAGACAGGAGAGCGAGCUGGAGACCCUGAAGUCGCAGUUGAACUCGGCCAGGACCGAGAUCGCCAAUGCCGAAAAAGAGCUGUCCAGGUUGAGGCAGCAGAAAGCGGAAGCUACCAUCAGGGAGAAGCAGGUGGAAGAGUUGUUAAACACCAUCCAGAGGACCGAGCAACAGAGGAACAAGGAUCUGGAAGACUUGGACAAGGUGAAGAAGCUCUACAGCAAGGACAAGGAGAUGCUGGAGUGCAAGCUGAUGGAGGCCGAAGCCAUCCUUAGGGACACCAACCAGAGGUGCGAAGCACUAACGAACGAGCUCUCUUCUAGCCACCGGACCGUUGAACACCUCCAGGGGGAGACCAACUCCCUAAGCGAUAGGUUGACGCAAGGUAUCGAGGAGAACGAGCGACUCUAUGCAAGGGUGAGGGAGCUCGAGGGGAAAUCUAGUCUCUCAACGUCGAGGGAACGCGGUAGGAGCUUCGAUUCUCUCAGCGACCUGACCAACAUCGACCUCGACCUGGACCUGACCGCGUUGGACAAGGAUCGAAUCGUGGAGGAGUUCGACGAGCUGCGAGGUCGAUUCGAGAAGGCGAUUCUGGAGAUCCGGGCGAUGCGUCGGGAGCUGCGUGAGGCCCACGCUACUCAGGACGCCCUAGAGUUGGAGAUCUUCGCCCAUAAGCAGGAAGCGAUCAGGGUGAGCGACUCGAACCAGGCCCAGGUGCAGCUGAUGGCAGCCAGGAUCCAGGACCUGACGAACAAGUUGGCCGCGAGCGAGAAGCAAGUAAGGACCUUGCGGCAGAAGCUGACGAAAGCCGAAAGUCGCGACAAGAGGAGGUCGCUGUCUCUGAAGGGCAGGGAGUCCUUCCAGAUCUCGCAGGAGCUGGAAGACAAGCUGGUAGACCUGGAGAACAAGAUCUGCGCGAUAGAAAGGGGGAAGAGUAUCAGCGCUCCGGCUUCUGCCGGUACUUCAAAAGAGUCCAGUCCGAAUCCGAAGAAGGAGCGGAAGCGCGAGACCGUGAAGAGCCUGGACCGAGCCAGGCUGCGCAGGAAGUCGCUCGACAGUGCGACCAGCUCCGAGCCGAUGAAGGUCCUCAUCAGGCUGAGCACCUUGGAGACCAAAGUUACGAGCGUCGCGGAGAGCAUGGCGAGCGACGCCGAGAAAGACUCCAGCGAGUGCAGCGAAGCUGGCACUUCAUCGAGCGAGGUCUCGCUGGAGGUCCUGUCGCGUCUGAGGAAGCUAGAGCGAGUCGUAGCUAGGUCUAAGCGUAGGUUAGAGAAGUGCCUGGGCUCGACCCAGGCCGAGGAGAAGGCAGAGAAGUGCCUACGAGAGGUAAACGACAUCCUGGACUCCUGCCUCGAGUGCAAGCGCAGCCAAGUCGGAAGUCAAGCGAUGGAGUCGGCAGGAGUCGUCGUGUCCAGGCUAGAAGGUAUCCUCAGGAGCAAGAUGGACGAGCUGACCAGGAGGAGGCAGACGCUCUCGCGGAACGGUCAGCUGGACGACAAGGAGCGACUGAGACUACUGGCGGAGAGGAUAGCCUUCGAGUCCGUCAUCUUGAGCAGGCUCAGGUGCGCAGUGGGCAAGGCCUCCGACAGGAGCGCGGUCCUGGGGGAGUUGGUGGAAACUAGUCAGCUUAUUUCAAGCCUAAAGUCUAAGGUCCAAGGAACCAAGCCGAAAACCUACCAAAACGCAAACUACGUUCAAUAUCUCACUAGGGUCUUAGCGAAUAAGUUAGUACUUGUAGGUGGAGUCCCGUCAUCAUCAACGGAAUCGCCCCCCUCGAAGGAGGUGGUAGCCGCUCGCAGCGAAAGUUUGAACUUCCUGCUGGAAAAGCAGAAGGAGGUGAACGCGAUCAUGCAGAGGUACAAGGACACGAGGCUCGGGCAGCUCGUAGAGGUCCUGGUCGCCGAGACCAUCAGCAUGUCCGACCAGGAAGACCUGAACAAGCACAUCGGCACCUCGGGUAGCAAACUCCUGGAGGAUAGGCGGAUCCGCGAGGCCUGGGCCCUCGCCCAGGAGACCGUGAACAAGGAACUGGUCCAAUCGGAAAUCUCUCACGUAAUAAUGCGCUAUGGGCAAAUCUACGAGCAGAACGUGACCACCGUCUCUGACAUGUGUCUGAGUUUCGAGCCUUCCGAAAGGGUUAGCCUGGAAUCCUGGGCAGAUGCGGCUCAAGCUAAACUUCGCCAGGAAAUGGAGCUCGCCGUGCACGAGCUGACCAGCGCCUACGAGGAUUGUCUGAGCAGAGCCAUCAGGAGCAAGUUCCAGCUGGACUCUAAGUACGACUCCAGGCAGCUUCUUUUGGAAUACGCCGACGUGAUCGCCCACAAGGCACUGAUAGAGUCGAGGAUAGACCUCCUGCGAGAAGGAGUACCCAGGCAACCCAUGGUCCUUCCAGGUAAUACGUUCGUGAGCAAUCUCCUAGAAAGCGAGAAUAUUAUUUCAAGGUUGGUAGACGAAGACCCCGAAUUCGUCGGCAACGCAGUCCUGGACGCCGAAUACGCUUACCUAUAUCAACAGUUUUCCAAAGACUGCGAGGACAGGAUAUCCGGCAGGUCCAGGUCGAAGGAGCAGCUGAAGAGCAUGGACCACACCUUGAACCUGCUGGAAGAGGAUCUGGUUGAGCUUGGAAAAUCCCUGGCAAGUAAGGUCGACGGCGACCUGGCCUGGCCUAAGUCCAACAUCUCUGUGAACGAUUGGUCCAACGUCUGUGAGAAGUGUGCAGAGAUCAGGGACCACAUCAAGAGACUAGGCGAGUACGUGAAGAACAUGACUUGCAAGCAGUGCAAUCAGCUGCAGGAGACCAUUCAGAGGCUGGCGGUGGAGCACAAGAAGCAGCUGCAGAACCUGCGAGAGAGUCAGGAAAGGGAUUUAAUGGACAUCAGAGGGGAAUUGGACAACCAGAGGCACUCUUUACAGUCGCAGUAUGAGCAGGAAUCUGCGACCCUGAGAGAGAGGGCCAGGAAACUGGAGCACAGGCUCAACGCCAUGGACUCCGAGCACUCGGCUCACGUCAACGAGCUAAGAGCUGCCUAUCAGAGGUCGAUGAGCACCGAACUGGACACGGAUGCGGAGACUCGGAAGAGGUACAAGGAAGAGAUCAAGCAACUCCGGGCUCUCUGCGAGAAGGGGCUGCUGGCCAUGGAGAACUCCCACAGACGCAUCAUCUCGGAGAUGGAGGAGAAGCAUCGGCAGGAGCUGGAGAACCUGAGGAUCGAGAAGGAGCAGGCACUCUCGGAGGAGACCCAGGCUACUUUGGCCGCAUUGGACGCCAUGAGGAAGGCCCACGAGCACGAGGUCCAGAAGGAGAUCGCCAAGUUCAAGCAGGAGUUCAUCAAGCAGGUGCAGGCCAGGGAGGACAUCGGCGCUCUUCAUAAGGAACACGAAGAGGAAAUGGAAGAGAUCAAACAAGAGAUCCUCUCCCUCUCGGCCAAGUAUUCCUCGAAGUGCGUGGAGUCCGCAGCGUUGGAGGAAAAAGUAGGUGCAUUGACCAAACAGGUGACUCAGGCUCAGCAGCACAUAAUGCAGCUGGACGCGAGGAACAAACAGCUGAGGGCGCAUUUGGUGCUGGAGACGAACGACAGCGGGAUCAACGACACCAUCCAGCUGUUACGACGCAGGGACAACAAGAUCGUCGAGCUGAGGGAAGAGAUCCAACGGCUGCAGCAGCAGCUGAAGCUCGGCGAUGUCCCGCGCGAGGCGACCGAGGCGCCGUCGACCUGCUCGCCCCCUCGCACGGACCCCGACGAUUCGGGCCCGGGGGCGAGUAGGGACCCCGUCGGGCCCAGCAGCGAGGCCGACCAGAAGGUGCCCCCCGCGGACAAGCCCGCCCCCUUUUCCUACAGGCUCGAGCGCAUCCGGUCGAUCUCGUUGCCCUAUUCAGGCGCCAUCUUGUCCGCUGGGCCCGCUAGUAGCGCGGCGGUCCAUGAUAGGAACGAGUCCCGCCUCCCAGGCCAUAAGGCCCACGAGCGGAAUGGACUUACCUCUCCCCUCUGGGACAGCCUCAGGCCCAGGAGCGGCCUCCCCCACCAGUAUCAAGGUGGCGCAGCAGCGAUGCGAGUCGUCGGUCCUGGCGUCGGGUGGCCGGAGAACAAGCAAAGUGAAAAGCAGCAACAGCAGGAGGCUUACGCCCUCCGUCUCAACAAUCGUCACACAUCCCGCCUCACCCCGGAACCCGCAGCUCUCUCCGUUGCAGAGCUGAUGAGGUCUCCAUCAGUGAGGUGGUCCGGCAGAAGUUGUCGCAGCUUACCAACCACACCUACGCCCACAUACUAUCACCCACUCCACCCCCCACUGCCUGCGGUGGGCAUGGUCGCAGAGAGGAAGAAGCGUUUCGAGCUGUAAUUGCCGUUAUUGCUGUAAUCGCUGUAAUUGCUGCAAUCGGUGUAAUCACCAUCCCGGCGGACUCGUGCCCGCCGUGGAGAAGCGGACCCGCGAUGAAAGAGGAAGGCGGCUCCUCUAACUCGGUUCCUUUGGGCCUUAUCAAGAGCCCCACGGCCCGAGAUAGCGGGGCAACGUUUAACGUCGAACUUAUUGCCAAAGGAAUUAUACACGAUUAUUACCGCGGGCCGGAAACCAGGCUUGGAAGCGAGUUAACGUAGCUAGGACACUAGGAAUAAGAACGUAGAUUACGGAACGUAGAUUAUCUACACCUCGAGGUACUUUUUAUUAAACCACUAUCGUGCAAUAUCGCGACUGAUUCUCGCGGGGAGGGGACGGUGCUAAUUCCGCGAGUCGAUCUUUUGGAAUCGUAAUCCUGGAUCUGGAGAUUAUUUGACCCUUUGUCGAUCGAGGACCGAGUUACCACGAGGUCGCUUUUGAGGCCGUUCUUGUUCGCGCCAUUUUCAAAAUGGCGACGCGAAGGGGCGCAGGCUUGCUCUUACUUUGGCCCCUGAUAUUUUCGAUGGAACUUUUCCCGGAGUUUUUUCUAGCACGUUUACACGCGGCACGACCGCGGCCGUUUAGGUCGUUUAGGUCUCCGAGCUUUGAUAAAGGCGAUUUUUCGUAACGA
Orussus abietinus is the source of this 9065-nucleotide messenger RNA. RefSeq names its product protein outspread (gene osp). The transcript has 17 exons. Gene Ontology annotation, cellular component: actin cytoskeleton. Gene Ontology annotation, biological process: actin filament organization. The record is from RefSeq and is a predicted model, not a curated record. Gene Ontology annotation, molecular function: actin filament binding. The coding region runs from base 1730 to 8398 and encodes 2222 amino acids. NCBI's taxonomy places the organism in Eukaryota, Metazoa, Arthropoda, Insecta, Hymenoptera, Orussidae.